UCUCUGGCAAGAAGUGCGGUAUUUGUAGCUAAAAAUAAUAAGAAAAAUAUAAAAACAUCGGUAAUAAUUAAUAAGUAAAUAUUGUGAUAACCAAAAACUAUGAACGCUAAAGUGUUUUAACAAUAAUAAAAGUUUUAUUUAAAAAAUACAAUUUUUAAAAAACUCACACCUUUUGCAAAAUAAUUUGGUUCAAGAUUAUUUGCUUGUCUAUUUUUUUGUAAUUGAGAAAAAAUAUGUGUUUCAGAUAAAAAAACAUUGAAAAAAAUACAAAACGCAUUAGUGCAAAAACGUAAAAAAUUGCAUUCAUAGAAAAAAGAAACUUAGAAACUUUACUGUAAUAAUAAUUAAAUAAAACAACAAAAAACAUUAACUAAAAAUGGCUCAAAAGACAAGUGUAUGCAUUGUGGGUUCCGGCAACUGGGGUUCUGCUAUAGCCAAAAUUGUGGGUGCCAAUUGUGCUAAUUUGCCCGAAUUCGAGGAACGUGUCACCAUGUAUGUGUAUGAAGAAAUGAUCGAUGGCAAGAAAUUGACAGAAAUCAUUAAUACCACCCAUGAGAAUGUUAAAUAUUUACCCGGACACAAAUUGCCACCAAAUGUGGUUGCUGUACCCGAUUUGGUAGAGGCUGCCAAAGAUGCUGAUGUCUUAAUUUUCGUUGUACCCCAUCAAUUCAUUCCCAAUUUCUGUAAACAACUUUUGGGUAAAAUUAAGCCCAAUGCUGUGGCUAUUUCCCUAAUCAAGGGCUUCGAUAAGGCCGAAGGUGGUGGCAUUGACUUGAUCUCACACAUUAUUACCCGCCAUCUUAAAAUCCCCUGCUCUGUACUUAUGGGUGCCAAUUUGGCCAAUGAAGUGGCUGAGGGACAAUUUUGUGAAACCACAAUCGGUUGUCGCGAUGCCAAAUAUGCCAAAAUCUUACGUGAUCUCUUCCAAGCCAAUCACUUCCGUGUGGUAGUGGUUGAGGACUCAGAUGCUGUAGAAAUCUGUGGUGCUUUAAAGAAUGUGGUAGCCAUGGGUGCUGGUUUCGUUGAUGGCUUGGGUUUGGGUGACAACACCAAGGCCGCUGUUAUCCGUUUGGGUUUAAUGGAAAUGAUUCGCUUUGUGGAAAUCAUGUAUCCCGGCAGCAAAUUGUCCACCUUCUUUGAAAGCUGUGGUGUAGCUGAUUUAAUUACCACCUGCUAUGGUGGCCGCAACCGUAAAGUCGGCGAAGCUUUUGUUAAAUCUGGCAAAACCAUUCAACAAUUGGAAACUGAAAUGUUGAAUGGACAAAAAUUACAGGGUCCCCUUACUGCCGAAGAAGUUAGCUACAUGUUGAAAAACAAAAACUUGGAAGAAAAGUUCCCCUUAUUUACCGCCGUUAAUAAAAUCUGCACUGGUGCCCUUAAGCCCCAAGACUUAAUUGAAUGCAUACGCAUUCAUCCCGAGCAUAUGAUUCACAGUGAAAACAAUUAGUUUUAAAGCAAACACUACACAAAUGUCAUUAAAAAAACAAAAAAUUUCAAAUACAUUUUCUAAGUAAAACAUAAAAACCUACAAGAAAUUGUAAAACUGCACCAACCCACUGUUCAAGCAUUUUGCACAAGAAAGUGUUCUAUAGAAAAACCAACAAAAAAAAAAAAAAAAAACUAUUGUAAAUAACAAAAAUUUGCAAAAUGUUAAAAUAAUUAGGCAUAAUUGUAAACAAUCAGUUAUAAUUCAAAAUCUAUUUAUUGUAAAUUUUAAUUUAAACAUUUUCCUCUUUACCUUUCUCUCAUGCAGCUGUAGCUAAUUUUAUAACAUUUGACAUCAUUUUCAGCAUAACAUUUUAAUCAUCAUUUGUUAUUGUUUUGUUUUUAGGCAAUCAUCAUUACUGCCGGCACCAAAGCUCUAAUAAGUUGUUACCCAGUCCUUACAAAAAAAAACCAUAAACAAACAAAAGCCAUACAUGUUUGCAAAGUCUUAAAUAAAUAACAAACAAAAAAUCUUAAUAAUAAUAGUGUGUUACUGUCUAAAUGCAAAACUAAUAGAACAGCAACAUGUCACACUACUAUACUUUUUAACACUACCACCAACACCAAACACCACCUGACUUACUAAACCACAUUGUUACGGCAUCAUUAUUAAGUUUAAAAACCAAAAAUUUUAUAAAAUUUUAAUUUUACAAAAAAAUAUACAGUUUAAUGCUCAUGACUGUUUUAAAAAACAUUAAAGUCUACUUUUAGCUUUUUGCUUAUAAUAAAAACAGCUAAAAGUAGACUUUAUUUUAAAUGCAAAGAGCUGUUAAACUAGGUUUCCUUUGAUAUGCUUUUAUUUUAAAGCAAAAUUUAACACAUCAUGUCAUUAGAAUUUACUAUUUUUGUUUUUUUAAUUUUAAAACCUUUUUAUUUCUCUUAUUAUUCUUGCUAUUUUUGUACAUAAUAAAGUGUAAUUAAUUGUUAUAUUAUAAAAUGCAUUAUAAAACUAAAUUUUUAAAAAACCAUUUUUUAUAGUUAAUAAAUAAAUAAACAUUUUUCUAGAAGAAAAUCCCAAAAUCAUGUUUCUUUUACAGCUUAAUUGGCCUACAAAAAAUUAUUUUAAUUCAAUUUGAACACCAAAAAAAAAAUACAAAAAAAUAAAUGUUAAAUGUAGUGCUUGUCAUUGCCUAGAAUGUUGAUGAGUUUCUCUAACUUUUUCUAACAUUUCAUAAACCUUAUUAUUUUCUUUCUUUAUUCCACAGGCAAAAAUUAUAAAUUAUUUGUAGAAAAAUCUGCCUAAAAUUAUUUUAAAACAAAUACUUACUUAUUCAAACAAACCAAACAACAACUUUUAAAAAUCCUUCUAACCUUGAUAAGCUUAUAACUUAAACGCA
Messenger RNA from Lucilia sericata (common green bottle fly), 2822 nucleotides. RefSeq names its product glycerol-3-phosphate dehydrogenase [NAD(+)], cytoplasmic (gene Gpdh1). The coding region runs from base 377 to 1447 and encodes 356 amino acids. The transcript has 7 exons. Gene Ontology annotation, biological process: glycerol-3-phosphate catabolic process; carbohydrate metabolic process. Gene Ontology annotation, cellular component: cytosol; glycerol-3-phosphate dehydrogenase (FAD) complex. Lineage: Eukaryota; Metazoa; Arthropoda; Insecta; Diptera; Calliphoridae. Gene Ontology annotation, molecular function: NAD binding; protein homodimerization activity; glycerol-3-phosphate dehydrogenase [NAD(P)+] activity. The record is from RefSeq and is a predicted model, not a curated record.